Molecule: messenger RNA, 1815 nt
Organism: Dothidotthia symphoricarpi CBS 119687
Lineage: Eukaryota; Fungi; Ascomycota; Dothideomycetes; Pleosporales; Dothidotthiaceae
Exons: 2
Coding region: 1-1722 (573 amino acids)
Source: RefSeq, a predicted model, not a curated record
AUGCCAACCACAGGAUCCCCUCCUCCCUCCAGGCCCAGCACUCCAGCUGCUACACCACCACCAGCCACGCCGCCACCCACAAGCACCCUCGUCACACCACCACGUAUCAGCACGCUGAGGCGCAGGGGCGCCGAGCUCUUUUCCCGCAGUCCCUUUUCCUCACACAAUCCCUUCGAGGCUGAUGAUUUUGAGUUUGCAUCGCCUGUCGCGGCGGGAGAAACACUGCGCGGAAGUCCAGAUCUAUUUGGUCGAAGGAGCCUGAAGCGGCUAUCGCAUGGGGUGUCUACGGAGAGCCGGGGUGUGGGCGAGAGGAGUCCUAUCGGCGCUGAGCUUGCUCCCUGUGCUGGAACAUCUCAGCGUGGCAUGCCGGCUGGUGCAUCGCCGCAGCUCAGCACUUUGCGACGGAGAGGGGCGGAGAUUCUGGCAGAGUCUUCUUUUUCGUCGCAGGGCUUGUGGGAUGCGGAGGAGGAUGAGUUCGAGCACGUGGAGAGUGGGUGUGUGUCGCCGAAUGUGACGAUCCGUGGGAGUCCGUUUAGGUCGAUUCGUGGCGCUGUGCAGACUGAGAGUGCUGCUCCGCUUGAGUUUGUUCCAGGCGAUGGUUUAAAGUCGCGAUAUGGAAUGCCUGGUCGAUUCUCGACUUCGAGUGGGGAGAUUGAUGAGAGGGAAAUGCUUGCGCGGUUUGGCGGUAUGGAGUUUUCUCCUGAUAAGACGAUGCGCGUGAGGCAUUUUACAUCGACGCAAAAUACGCUUGUUCGACCAGUGGUUGGAAAGACGGGUAAAGAGAACAGGAGCAUCUGGGAUGUAGAUGAAGAUGAGUUUGAUAACUGGCCUGGACAAGACACUAUGCUGAAUAAUCUCGCGCUGAAGUUUACCCUCAAGCGCGACACAUUUAAAAAUAAUGACUCUACUGCUCACCCAAUCGUCGACGCGAUCGGCGAGCAGGUCAAAUCGGGCAUCCUCGUCUGUGGCGCAAAUCUAACUGCUCAAGAACAUACCGAUCUCAUGGACGAGCUUGCAGAUAGAAGUUGCGGUAACCCCCACGGAUCCGACGCGCACGACGAAGUGAUGCAGCAGUUUUUCUCGAGUUGCUGCAAGGCACUUCCUGCAUCCCGUCCCGCUCGUCACAUGCAUAUUGUGGAUCGAGAUGCGUAUCUCAACAGCAAGGACAACAUAGUCCAGAGUGCUUUCCCGCGACUCUGCGAUGCCGUGGCAACGGUGCUACAUCUAACGAACCCCAACUGCCUGCAGGACUUCUUGAACCCGAAUGUCAAGGUCUUUGAGUGGCGACGAGACGGCCACUGUUUGCUGAUCCGGAGGGACGGCAACGAAGUCAUUGUGGGUACGUUUCUCAACCUCGCGACUUUGUAUCGAUGGGGGUUCUAUGUGCGCUGCACCAUCUCGGAUGAUGGGCAAUGGACCGAGACGUAUGCUGCGGUCACACAGGGAACCACUCCUGUGACGAAGGACGGUGUGCGGUUCGAGCAGUUCGUGGCCGAGCCUGGCAGAGACGACGUUUCUCCGAGUGACCCAAGGUGGGCACUGUAUGUGGGGCGCGAGAUGGCGUACUUCUUGCUCAAUCGACAAGUUUGGGACUUCAGGACUUGGUUCAGGUGGAAGCUCGAAUGGGAGGCUGAUGGCGUGGUGUCGAAUGCCAAGGAGCGCGAGCGUGAUCUGUAUCGGAGGUUGAACGUAUUAGAGGGGGCAGAAGAGAAGCGGUUAUAGAUCCAAACAGGUUUUCUGAGCAAGUUUGGUUGUCGAAUACCUUUCGAGAUGUUGACUUCCUGGGUACCCUGUCGGAUCGCGUUCGGCCUCCCC